AUGCGGACUUCGCGCCGCGCGUCGCCCUCGCCGGCCGCGCAGGCAUGGGAGGCCAGCGCCCCGCCAGCGGCUGCUGGCGCCGCAGGCGGCAGCGUGGUGCCGCUUGCUGAGCGGUUCGCUGCGGCAUCCACAGCCACUGCGUAUCACCGCGCCACUUCUUCUUUUGUCAUGUCUCAUCCCUCCCUCCGCGCCGUCGCGGACUCCACUGACCGUGCCCUGUACGUGCAGGCGGGCGACGGCCCUUCCCUGGCGCUCGGGGAGACCCCGAAACGACUACACAGUGUGGACUACGGCGACUGCAGCGACUGCGGCGACGCCGCGCUGGACCGAGGCGCCUUCGCUCCGGGCCGCUCGACGUCUCUCCCUGCGGUUCACAGCCGACUGCCUCCGCCUGCGAUUCUGCCCCAGGCCGAGGCGGACCCGUCGCCAAGGAACGCCGCGUACUCCGCGCUGCCCUUCGUCAAAUGGACGCCGCUCGGGAACAGCUUCGGAGACGACCCGCUGCCCUGCCAAACCGGCUUUGAGUUCUCACGGCCGCUCCCAAAGGGCGUCCCCUCGAAGCUUCUGGCGGCCCAGGCGCAGUCCCCGGAUCUCGCCGGCGCGCCGCGGUCCCGCGACUCGCCGCAGAGACUGGCAACAGCCGUGCCGAGGUCUGUGGAGGCGCUGCCGUCUGCCGCCGAGCUACAGGACUCGCGGCCCGCGUCGCCCCUGCUCUCGCGCACCGCCUCGCUGCCGCUGGAGCGGCGGCGUGAGGCGGGAGCGAAAGGCCGACGACCGCUGAUUCGAGGCUUCACGGCGAAGGUGCAGACGGGCCCUGUGUUCCGGUGUACGUACUGCGGCGAGCGGCUGCGGACACACAAGCACUUCAUCCAAGUCUGGCCAGAGUUCAUCAUGUGCACGCCGUGUGCCGCGUGCCCGCCGUGCAACACCUGCCACCGCAAGGCAUUCGACGCCAUCGUGGAGCUCGGCGAGGGCACGAAGUCCUUCCUCUGCCCCCUCGCAGAGGAGGAGGGCGGCCUCAGGCUGUGCGGCCACUGCGCGCUGCUCUACCCAGUCAGGACGCGGCGCGACCUCGCCGAAGCCACGGCGGCGUCUCUCGACUGGCUCGAGGACAAGGGCCUCAUGUUCACAGACGACCUGCUAAAGUACCAGCGGACGGAGGCGGUGGGGAAGAUGCUAUGGCGCCUCGACAGCCGGCCGUCCUCGCCGCAGGCAGGCCUAGCCUCCGCCUCCCCGCAUCGCCCGCUCGGGGGUAAGCACGACGCGCGCAUCUUCAUUCGGUCCGAGGAGAGGCUGCCCAGCGCGGCCUGGAUCGAGAAGGACCCGCCCUUUGAACCCGAGGCUGGAGACCCCGCGCGGCCGCGGACGCCCCCCUCGCUAGCGUCGCAGCGCUCGUUGACGAUUCCAGUCGAAGGCGUCAGUUUCGCCGCGCUGAACCCGACGUCGGCGACCAACAUCUACGGGCGCUGCGAGACCGAAAAGGUGUUUGUGGAGACGCCCGCGCCGAUGGGCCGAAGCGCCUCCGUCCCGGCGCGUCUCGUGCGGCGCGUCGGCGUCGUGCAAGGCCUGCCGCAAACGUUUUUCCUGAGUCACCUCACCCACGAGCUCCUGCAUGCCUUUCUCUGGUGUCGCCAGCCGGAGGAAGGCAGCUUGAAGCUGGACGUGGAGGAAGGGAUGUGCAACUCGGUCUCCGCGUCGAUUUUCCAAGACCGCCUGCUCGCCAUUGACCGCCGAGAAGCGGCGCUGCUCGCCGGAGAGACAGCCGCCCCGCCGGGUGUACGUACACCUCUCCAGAACCCGGUCUUCGCCGAGUUGGCACCCGGGUCGCCCGCGGCUGUCGAGUUGGAGAAGCUUCUGCUGGACUUUGAGCGGCGGGUGAUUGCAACUCGGCUAGGCGAUAUGGAGCGCGACGACCAUGCAUGCUACGGCAAGGGCUACCGCGCCAUGCGCGACGUGAUUUCCGCCAUCGGGCUCCCUCGAACCGUGGAACUCACGCGAAUAUACGGCCACAGUCUCGACGAAUUGGUCGCGGCUGCAGGCCGACUCUUGGAGUCGGAGAGGCAUCGACGAGCUGACGAGAGAGACAUGCGACGCAGCCGCGACGUCUCAGCAGGCCGCGGAAAUCGGAAAGGCGGAGGAAGCAAGGCAAACGGACCGCGAGGCAACGAGAAAUGGACAGAUUUCGUUGCCGUUGGAGCGUGA
Besnoitia besnoiti is the source of this 2202-nucleotide messenger RNA. RefSeq lists its product as uncharacterized. Bases 1 to 2202 code for a protein of 733 amino acids. The transcript has a single exon. The record is from RefSeq and is a predicted model, not a curated record. Lineage: Eukaryota; Apicomplexa; Conoidasida; Eucoccidiorida; Sarcocystidae.